AAAGAGUUCAAUUAUAUCCGGAUAAAUUUAUAAGUUAGAUUUAGGUCGUUUUAGUUUGUCUGUUUUAGCUACUUUGCAUAUAAUGAUUGAAGUUUGCAGCAUGCAAUAUGAAUGACGAGGUGAAGAGUGGAAUUGUCAAGCUUUAUGAUGGCUAUGGGAAAUCUCAGCCUCUGAAACUAACACUCUCGGUAGACUCCCUUCUGCUGCAGAAGGAGGAAUGGAUUUCUGUGCCACUCGAAGAGGAAGAUGAAGCAUUUCUCAGCUUGAUUCGAGAGGUGAAUGUCGUCCGUGAUGGCAACACGAGACUUGGUCUGUGUGUGAAGGGAGGGGCUGAGCAUCACCUGCCUGUCCUCAUCUCCAGACUGAUCAAAGACCAGGCAGCCGACCGGUGUGGCGAACUCCUUGUUGGAGAUGCAGUCUUAAAGGUGAAUGGCGUGAGCGUGGAGUCGUACACACAUGACGAGGUUGUGCAAGCGAUGAAGAACACAGAGGGGGACAUUGUCCAGCUGACGGUCAGACACUUCCGACCAGCCUCACACUUCCUAAACAAAAAUAACCAGCUGCGUGAUUUGGCAUUAGGAGAGGAAAACGACGGCAACAUGCCGAGUUUGCCAUCCGUUGAGUCUCGGUGGACGGCUGUGGUGUCCAUCCCACUGCUGUACGCACGUCUGUCACGCUUCUACCCGGGGACUGAUAAACUGAGGACAAACAGUUUCGAGGUGUGCAGCUGUGAUGGCACCAGCACUGGAGCCCUGCACUGUGAAGACAACCGCUCUCUAGCUGAGUGGAUACAGGCAAUCACUUCUAACAUAAACGGUCUUCUUUCACAAAUGAUCCAGAUGACUAACCGGCUGCUGGUACCAGAAGAACAUAUUGCUCUAAUGUGUUGGGUUCACAGACGCGUAUCUCCGGCAGUUCAUUUCCAGGCCUGGAAACCAGUGUUUCUCUGUCUGAAGGGAGCUGACAUUUUCUUGUUUGAUAUUCCACCUAUGCAUGCUACAGAUUGGACACAGUGUGCUUCCAAAUUCAAGAUCUACGAAUGUAUGUUCAAAAUACUGAAGGAGGAGGAGCUGCUUGACGACCGCCAGCACUGCUGCACGGUUCAGACGGGAUCUCGGGAGAAGUUCGUACUGAGCGUGGAGAGUCGCGCGGACAUGCUUCAGAUCGAGAGAGCCUGGUUCAAAACAAACAGCCUCACUGUCCAUAGAUUGAAGAAUGUAACAUUUGGGUGCACGUGGCGUGGCCGGCUGUCGGGACUGACCCUUGACCUUGGAAAUGGAUUCUCUCUCGUUGACCACAAUACUAAGUCAUUUGUUUGGAUUUACCGCUUCUCUCAGCUGAAAGGUUCCUCCGACGAUGGAAAGACUCACCUCAAACUGCUCUUCCAGAACGAAGCUAACAGAAGCACAGAAACCAGGGAGAUCGAGUGUUCAGACCUUCAGACGCUGAUGUUCUGCAUCCAUGCGUUUUUGUCGGCCAAGAUUUCCUCGGUGGAUCCCGCAUUCUUGACCAACUAUUAGUGCAGUAUUAUGUUUCACAGAGGCAAUGUGCAAUAACACUAUGCUUGUCAGCUUAUACGGGCUGUCUUUUCACCUGCUGUUCCAGCAACCACAGAUUCAACUCGGUUGAAACGAUCGUGUUUAUACAGCUACGGAUAUCUAGCUGCAUUCUGUAACCCUGGCUCAUAUUUUCAAAGCUAUCUUAACACUACAAUAUCGUCACACCAUUGUAUGCUAUAAUGUCACUAUAGUGUAUGUUGUGAUGUUAUAGCUUACGUUGGUUGGUUUUACAAUAUCAUAGCCCUAAGAUACCUUUGAAAAUCUGUGGCCGAGUGUUUUAGUAUAAGUUGUUUUUACAAGCUGAAGUGCUUUGUUAACUAGAAUUGUUGAAUUGAGUGACUUGUAUAGCAGAGAAGGUUUUAUGCUUUUGAACAUUUUAUUAAGAAUGAAAAAAAAAGUGUUUAAUAGCAAUACUUGUAAAUUUAUAUACAAUCUAAUUAAAAUUAGCUCCACUAUUAAAUGUGGAUCUAACACGACAUGUUUCGUGUGAAUUACGAAUGCCUUAAAACAGGUUU
Gigantopelta aegis is the source of this 2074-nucleotide messenger RNA. RefSeq names its product gamma-1-syntrophin-like. Lineage: Eukaryota; Metazoa; Mollusca; Gastropoda; Neomphalida; Peltospiridae. Gene Ontology annotation, cellular component: intracellular anatomical structure; dystrophin-associated glycoprotein complex. The record is from RefSeq and is a predicted model, not a curated record. The transcript has 14 exons. The coding region runs from base 108 to 1520 and encodes 470 amino acids. Gene Ontology annotation, molecular function: structural molecule activity; protein binding.